AUGGGGCUGAGGCUGCUGGUCUCACUGUUGCUGCUCUGGACACAGGGGACCCAGGGGUCCAACCUGGACCCCAAUGGGCGGCAUGUCUGCAUGGCCGGCAGCCCCUCUGCUGAGCUCCAGUGCUGCCCAGGCUGGAGGCAGAAAGACCAAGAAUGCACUAUCCCCAUCUGUGAGGGGCUGGAUGCUUGCCGGGAAGAUGAAGUGUGCGUGAAACCAGGCCUCUGUCGAUGCAAACCUGGAUUCUUUGGGGCCCAGUGCAACUCCCGCUGCCCGAGUCAGUACUGGGGCCCAGAUUGCCGUGAGACCUGCGCCUGCCACCCACACGGCGGUGUUUCCGAGCCGGCCCGCGCGUGCCACUGCCAGGCGGAACGCUGGGGCAGCCGUUGCGAGUUCCAGUGCGACUGCGGCCCCCACGGGCGUUGCGACGCCGCGACGGGCGCGUGCCGCUGCGAGCCCGGCUGGUGGUCACCCACUUGCCGCCGGCCGUGCCAGUGCAACCCGGCGGUGGCGCGCUGCGAUCAAACCAACGGCUCCUGCCGCUGCGAGCCGGGCUGGUGGGGCCGCCGCUGCAGCUUCCGCUGCGCCUGCCACGGCUCGCCGUGCGCUGGGGAGACCGGCCGCUGCGAUCGCCGGCCGGGCCGGUGAGGUCCCGAGUGCCGGUAUGAGUAGUGCGUGCGCGGCCGCUGCAACGCCGUCUCCGGAAAAUGCGCCUGCCCGCCCGGCUUCCGCGGCGCGCGCUGCAGGCUGCCCUGCCCGCUGGGUGGGCAUUCCAUCCAUGGGCUCCUCAGUGCUCCCAUGACUCCUUCUCUUCGCAGCUGCGGCCACUGCAAGCAGAACGAGCCAUGCUCUGCAGAUACAGGCAGCUGUGAGUCCUGCGAGCCGGGCUGGAAUGGAACCCAGUGCCACCAGCCCUGCCCACCCGGCACCUUUGGCGAGAGCUGCCGGAAGCAGUGCCCCCACUGCCGGCUUGGGGAGGCCUGUCAGGCAGACACUGGGCACUGUCAGCGCUGUGACCCUGGGUGGCUGGGGCCCAGAUGUGAAGACCCCUGCCCGCUCGGCACCUUUGGGGAAGGCUGCACCUCUACCUGCCCCACCUGUGUUCAGGGGGCCUGUGAUGCCGUGACUGGGGAAUGUGUCUGUGACGUUGGCUACUGGGGACCCAGCUGCAACACUUCAUGCCCAUCUGGCUUCCAUGGCAACAACUGCUCUAUUCCCUGUGAAUGCCCAGGGGGAUCCUGCCACCCUGUCUCUGGGGCCUGCCAGCUGGGGCCUCACGGUCAAGAUGCCGCCCUCAUCGCAGGCAUCCUUGUGCCUCUGCUGCUGCUGCUCCUGGGCAUCGCCUUCUGUGCCUGCUGCUGCUGGGCCGCCCGGUUGGACCCCAAGGACAGGCCAGCGAGAGAUGAAGCCGCCGUGUCCAGGGUGAAGAUGCAGGUCUGGGGGGCGCUGACCAGCCUCGGCUCGGCGCUACCCUGUGGUUCCCUCAGCAGCCACAAGCUUCCCUGGGUGACAGUCUCACACCACGACCCGGAGAUCCCCUUCAAUCACAGCUUCAUUGAGCCGCCCUCCGCCGGCUGGGCCUCGGACGACUCCUUCUCUUCUGAUCCUGAGUCUGGCGAGGAGGACGAGGGCCCUGCCUACUGCGUGCCACCCCAAGAAGGGAUGGCCACUGUGGCGCAUGGAGAGUUUCCAGAGGCCAGCCUGGCUGGAGGUCCCAUCCCUCCCCCUGAGGACGCCUCCACACCAUUCCCUAUCCCACGCACUUCCAGCCUAGCACGGGCCAAGCGGCCAUCAGUCUCCUUUGCUGAAGGCACCAAGUUUGCACCACAGAGUCGCCAAAGCUCAGGGGAGCUCUCCAGUCCUCUUCGAAAGCCCAAGAGGCUCUCCCGUGGGGCCCCGCUGAGUCCGGAAAGCCAGGAGGCUGAGGAGUCCAUGGGCCCGGAGAAAGCAGAAACGGAUGAGACCCUUCCUGGUGCUGCCAGCCCCAGGGAUCCAGCCAUUGGCCGCCGCCGGCUCCCACUUGGUGGCCGGACAGUGGCUGAGCGUGUGGAAGCCAUUGAAGGCAGUGUCUCAGAGGGCUCAGGCUCCGUGACCACGAUCUACAUGCUGGCAGGGACACCCCAGGUAUCUGAGGGCCCCGUCCGGUCUGUUCUCCGUCGUUUUGGUAGCUUCCAGAAAGGCCAGGCAGAGCCCAAGGUCAAGAGUGCCAUCCCCAAGCCGCCACGACGGGCCCUGAGUCGAAAUAAGGACAGCCCCGGGCUGGUCUCCGGCACUGCCAGUCAGAGCCCCAACUUAGCCCCGAACCAUGAGCUCACUAGGGCCUUAGAGUCUGCAGGAACUGGACCAGAGGAAGUGGCCAGGGGACUAGGCGAUGGCACCAAGAACUCGGGGAGGGCCCAGGAGCUGGCCCCUGAGGGUGGCCCCCAGGAACAGGAUCCCCAGAAGCUGUCUGAUGAAGAGGGGCAGGAGGAGCCCCAGUAUGAGAAUGUUGCACCCAUCUCUGGGCCACCAGCACCCUGA
Puma concolor (puma) is the source of this 2517-nucleotide messenger RNA. The record is from RefSeq and is a predicted model, not a curated record. Lineage: Eukaryota; Metazoa; Chordata; Mammalia; Carnivora; Felidae.